GUUUACACCGAUCACUACUAAUCCGGACCGAACCGAUCCGGAUUAAGGGGCCGGAGGCGGGUCCUGGGCACCAGCGGUUCCGACCCCCCCCGCCCUCCGCGCCGCACCCAAGUGGCCCCGAGCCGAGCCGGCCCCCACCUCCUGGCCCGGCCUGGGCCCUCCUGCGCCUCCCUUGGCCUUUGUCCGGCGCCAGGAGGCCGGUCCCGCGCCCCCCGCGGCCGCCCGGGCCCGGGCCCGCGUCAGGCGCCUGGCUCUGUACCCGAGUCCGGGGAUCAGCGGCCUCCGCGGCCCGCCUCCCCCGCCCGCCCUCUCGUGGAGCCCGGCGCGGGCGACGGCUGCCCGGGCGGGGGGUUGCGGAGCUCAAGAGAGGCCCCGGCUCCGCCCCGGGCCUGCCUAGGGGGAGAGCGGAGCGGCCCGCUGCCGGCCGGGUCGGGGCCCCUCCCGGGAGGAGCGUGAAGCGGCGGCGGCGGCAGUAGAAAUGAUGGAAGAAUUGCAUAGCCUGGACCCACGUCGGCAGGAAUUAUUAGAGGCCAGGUUUACUGGAGUUGGAGUUAGUAAGGGGCCACUCAAUAGUGAGUCUUCCAACCAGAGUUUGUGCAGCGUGGGAUCCUUGAGUGAUAAAGAAGUGGAGACUCCUGAGAAAAAGCAGAAUGACCAGCGAAAUCGGAAAAGAAAAGCUGAACCAUAUGAAACUAGCCAAGGGAAAGGCACUCCUAGGGGACAUAAAAUUAGUGAUUACUUUGAGUUUGCUGGGGGAAGCGGGCCAGGAACCAGCCCUGGCAGAAGUGUUCCACCAGUUGCACGAUCCUCACCGCAACAUUCCUUAUCCAAUCCCUUACCGCGGCGAGUAGAGCAACCCCUCUAUGGUUUAGAUGGCAGUGCUAUGAAGGAGGCGUCGGAGGAGCAAUCUGCUCUACCAACCCUCAUGUCAGUGAUGCUAGCAAAACCUCGACUUGACACAGAGCAGUUAGCACAAAGAGGAGCUGGCCUCUGCUUCACUUUUGUAUCAGCUCAACAAAACAGUCCCUCUUCUACGGGAUCUGGCAACACAGAGCAUUCCUGCAGCUCCCAAAAGCAGAUCUCCAUCCAGCACAGACAGACCCAGUCUGACCUCACAAUAGAAAAAAUAUCUGCACUAGAAAAUAGUAAGAAUUCUGACUUAGAAAAGAAGGAAGGAAGAAUAGAUGAUUUAUUAAGAGCCAACUGUGACUUAAGACGGCAAAUUGACGAACAGCAAAAGAUGCUAGAGAAAUACAAAGAACGAUUAAAUAGGUGUGUCACAAUGAGCAAGAAACUCCUUAUAGAAAAGUCAAAACAAGAGAAGAUGGCAUGUAGAGAUAAGAGUAUGCAGGACCGAUUGAGAUUGGGCCACUUUACUACUGUCCGACAUGGGGCCUCCUUUACUGAACAAUGGACAGAUGGUUAUGCUUUCCAGAAUCUUAUCAAGCAACAAGAAAGGAUAAAUUCGCAGAGGGAAGAGAUAGAAAGACAACGGAAAAUGUUAGCCAAGCGGAAACCUCCUGCCAUGGGUCAGGCCCCUCCAGCAACCAAUGAGCAGAAACAGCGGAAAAGCAAGACCAAUGGAGCUGAAAAUGAAACGUUAACAUUAGCAGAAUACCAUGAACAAGAAGAAAUCUUCAAACUCAGAUUAGGCCAUCUGAAAAAGGAGGAAGCAGAGAUCCAGGCCGAGCUGGAAAGGCUAGAAAGGGUUAGAAAUUUACAUAUCAGGGAACUAAAAAGGAUACAUAAUGAAGAUAAUUCACAAUUUAAAGAUCAUCCAACCCUCAAUGACAGAUACUUGUUGUUACAUCUUUUGGGUAGAGGAGGUUUCAGUGAAGUUUACAAGGCAUUUGAUCUAACAGAGCAAAGAUAUGUAGCUGUGAAAAUUCACCAGUUAAACAAAAACUGGAGAGAUGAGAAGAAGGAGAAUUACCACAAGCAUGCAUGUAGGGAAUACCGUAUUCACAAAGAAUUAGAUCAUCCCAGAAUAGUUAAGCUGUAUGAUUACUUUUCACUGGACACUGACUCGUUUUGUACAGUAUUAGAGUACUGUGAGGGAAAUGAUCUGGACUUCUACCUGAAACAGCACAAAUUAAUGUCGGAGAAAGAAGCCCGAUCCAUUAUCAUGCAGAUUGUGAAUGCUUUAAAGUACUUAAAUGAAAUAAAACCUCCCAUCAUACACUAUGACCUCAAACCAGGUAAUAUUCUUUUAGUAAAUGGUACAGCGUGUGGAGAAAUAAAAAUUACAGAUUUUGGUCUUUCCAAAAUCAUGGAUGAUGAUAGCUACAAUUCAGUGGAUGGCAUGGAGCUAACAUCACAAGGUGCUGGUACUUAUUGGUACUUACCACCAGAGUGUUUUGUGGUUGGGAAAGAACCACCAAAGAUCUCAAAUAAAGUGGAUGUCUGGUCAGUGGGUGUAAUCUUCUACCAGUGUCUUUAUGGAAGAAAGCCUUUUGGCCACAACCAGUCCCAGCAGGACAUUCUACAAGAGAAUACUAUUCUUAAAGCUACUGAAGUGCAGUUCCCGCCAAAGCCAGUUGUAACACCUGAAGCAAAGGCGUUUAUCCGGCGAUGCUUGGCCUACCGAAAGGAGGACCGCAUUGAUGUCCAGCAGUUGGCCUGUGACCCCUACUUGCUGCCUCACAUUCGAAAGUCAGUCUCCACAAGUAGCCCUGCUGGAGCUGCUAUUGCAUCAACCUCUGGGGCAUCCAAUAACAGUUCUUCAAAUUGAAACCUAUUCCAAGGCCACAGACUGUUCAACACAUGAAGUAGACAAGUGGCAUUCAGCAGCGGGUUUGGAACAUAGCGAAUCCGAAUGGAUCUCAUGAAACCUGUACCAGGUGCUUUUAUUUUCUUGCUUUUUUUCCAUCCAUAGAGCAUGACAGCAUCGAUUCUCAUUGAGGAGAAACCUUGGGCAGCUCUGGCCAGGCCUCAUAGGAAAAGGCCCCUACCAAGGUUCCAGCGUCAACGGCCACUGUGUGUGGCUGCUCUGAGUGAGGAAAAAAAUUAAAAAGAAAAACUGGUUCCAUGUACUGUGAACUUGAAAACUUACAGACUCAGGGGGGUCCCUGAUGCAAUGCUUCAGAUGAAGAAUGUGGACUUGAAAAUACAGACUGGGCUAGUCCAGUGUCUAUAUUUAAACUUGUUCUUUUCUUUUAAUAAAGUUUAGGUAACAUCUCCUGAAAAGCUUGUAGCACAAAGGCUCAGCUGGGGAUGGUGUUUGACUUCAGAGGGAAAAAGUUGCUAUUGCCCGUUAAAGGCACUAGAGUUAGUGUUUUAUCCCUAAAUAAUUUCAAUUUUUAAAGAUAUGCAGCUUCCCUCUCCCCUUUUUUAUUUUUGAAGGAAUACAUUUGGUCAUAAAGUGAAACCCGUAUUAGCAAAUACGUGGCAAUGUUCAUUCCAAUCAGAUGCAGCUUUCUCCUCCGUCUGGUCUCCUGCUUGCAACUGCUUCCCUCAUCUCAGUGGGGAAAAAAGGGAGUGGGAGAACUGAGAUGUGUGGAUUUUUGCCAUUGGACAAAGAAUGAGGUUAGAAGACCGCAGCUUGGAGUCUCUCUAGGUUUUCAACUAUUUCUUCACAAUUUGAACACUUGACGGUUAUCCCUUUUAAUUUAUUUGAAGUGCUAUUUUUUUAAAUAAAGGUUCAUCUGUCCAUGCAGUCCUUCUGGAUUCUCUGAAUGUAGUGACUAUCAAUACUGAUCCAAAGGUAGGCAGAAAACAGUCUGGGAAGACAAAUGCUCUGGGGAUCGAUAGUUCCUACCCACGGUCUUUGUGUGCUUGCUAAAUGGUGUACAUUUCUUGAUAACCAUGUUAUUAAAACUUGAUUAGUA
Molecule: messenger RNA, 3827 nt
Organism: Heterocephalus glaber (naked mole-rat)
Lineage: Eukaryota; Metazoa; Chordata; Mammalia; Rodentia; Bathyergidae
Gene: Tlk2
Product: tousled like kinase 2
Biological process (GO): peptidyl-serine phosphorylation; chromosome segregation; intracellular signal transduction
Cellular component (GO): perinuclear region of cytoplasm; nucleus
Molecular function (GO): protein serine/threonine kinase activity; ATP binding
Source: RefSeq, a predicted model, not a curated record